GUUAGUAGUGAAUUGAUAUUUGAUAGUUGUUAUCCUGUAGCGGCAACUGUAUCUCAUUUUCCGAUUUUAGCGAUCGUAAACGUUCGAAUUUCGAUCGACACAAUAGCUACCCAGUGACAAAACGAUUCAAGUGUUCGAUUAGAAUCCCAUUGUUUGAUAAAUUAAAAUGAAGUUUGAACUGCGUAGGUUUUUGUGUGUUAAUUAUUCAUUAAACCGGUUUUAAUUGAAGUUUGAGUGCGAUAGCGCGGGACGAUGGCGUUUUCGUUGAACAGGUUGAAGAAUUUUCUGAAUAACAACAAGGAUGGGCAGCUCGCCGGCAGCGGUAGUUUGGAGCCGGAAAUCGGCUUCAAACUCGCUCUACACCCGACUAACAAGAGCAUGUAUGUUACCGUCAUAGGAGCGAGGCACCUCCCAUCCCUUUUUGGACUCAGUCGCGCCCAUGGAUACAUCGUCAAGGUCAAGGUUUUCCCUGGCGAUAACAAAUAUGAAACUUCCCUACAAGAAAGUUCGUGGCCGCUAUGGAACGAAGAUUUCAAAUUCCAACUGAAACUUAAAGAUUCCAAGAAAAGUACCGAUAAAAUCGAUCUUCAGAGUUUGGUGGCGGGCCAUUUUCUUUCAUUAACAAUCUACGCUGUUCUAGAAGCGCCAAAGCAGGAAAUAGACAGAAGAAAGAGCACGAAAGAAACAAAAACAAAGAUAAACGAGGAGGAACCGAAAUCUAAGAGUAUUUUUGAUAAGACCUUUAGUUUUAAGUCCACGAAAGCGGAGGCGGUCAUCCAGAAAUCGCUUCUAGAGAAGAGACGGACUGUGGGUGCGGCGACGUGGAAUUUCGAUUCCAAACUAUUCCAGAAUGACCUAAAGAAUGGACUGAUAGGAACCCCAGACAUCUGGAGACCUAUCAACGCGAUUGCCAGUGGAUUGUCAGCCGCUGAUUCGAGACGCGAGAACAAGAAGGGUCAGCUAGAAGUGACACUGCUGUAUACUGGCAGCGAGGACGGCCUCAACGACGUUGUGCAGCUCACCGUCAACCGCCUGAGGUGCUCCGUCCAGACCAUGCAGGAGCAGGAGCAGUAUAAAGCGCCGCUGUACCUAAAAGCGACGAUCUUGGAAGCCAACAAGGCAGAAUGCUACUGGAAGAGCGACAGAUUUCUACCGACCAUCUCCGCAAGAUGGGAUCCUAAGUCCUCCACAGUAAAACUAAACGUGUUCAAGGCUAAUCUAGACAAAGUUAGUAUCUACAUAAGUCUAGGCUGUAAAACCAAGAUGGCGAAGAAGGAAAUGCUAGGAAAAGCGCAUAUAGAGGAGAAAUCUCCGUACGCCGAUAGCUGGAGGGAAUGUCUUCGACAGCCGGGCAUACCAAAGACGUUUUGGGUAAACUUUGAGUGAUUGUAAAUGUUUGUAUGAAGUAUUAACCGACGUAUUCUGGUUGUGAUAUGUUUGUAAAUGAUAAGUUGUUUAUCAGACUCUAUGUGAGUUACUGUGGAUUCGAGAUGGGGACCAGCGAAAUUAUUUUGUGUUUCGGUGUCAAGACAUAUUUAAUGGUCGUUUUAGCAAAUUGAAAAGUCAAUCUGGUUGUUAUUUUCUAUAAUGAUUCAACAGCGUAGCUGCAUUAAAACAAGCAUUAAAAGGGCCCCGUAUCAGAGUUUUCUAGGCCUAAUCAGUUUUUUCUGUAUACUUUUUAAGAGUCCGGGUGCCAUCGCAAUUCUCAUACAAACGUAACGUAACAUACAAGAUCAUUUCCCGUACGAGAAUUUUUACCAAAUUUGAGUUAUUAUUCAGCUUAAGAUAGGAAUUA
Molecule: messenger RNA, 1795 nt
Organism: Aricia agestis (brown argus)
Lineage: Eukaryota; Metazoa; Arthropoda; Insecta; Lepidoptera; Lycaenidae
Exons: 4
Coding region: 253-1386 (377 amino acids)
Source: RefSeq, a predicted model, not a curated record